Molecule: messenger RNA, 240 nt
Organism: Trichoplax adhaerens
Lineage: Eukaryota; Metazoa; Placozoa; Uniplacotomia; Trichoplacea; Trichoplacidae
Exons: 3
Coding region: 1-240 (79 amino acids)
Biological process (GO): regulation of mitotic cell cycle
Cellular component (GO): cyclin-dependent protein kinase holoenzyme complex; SCF ubiquitin ligase complex
Molecular function (GO): histone binding; ubiquitin binding; cyclin-dependent protein serine/threonine kinase activator activity
Source: RefSeq, a predicted model, not a curated record
AUGACUUCUUACAAGAACGUAAUCUACUCGGAUAAAUACUUUGACGAAAAUUUCGAAUACAGACAUGUUAUCCUGCCAAAGGAUAUUGCAAAGAAAGUACCCAAGGAUCAUUUAAUGACUGAAGAUGAAUGGCGGGGUAUUGGUGUUCAGCAAUCCAAGGGCUGGAUUCAUUAUAUGAAACAUGGCCCAGAACCACACGUUUUGCUAUUCAGAAGGCCUCUAUCAAUAUCCAACAAUUAA